This is a messenger RNA of Phlebotomus argentipes, 3551 nucleotides long. RefSeq lists its product as uncharacterized. Bases 915 to 1793 code for a protein of 292 amino acids. The transcript is spliced from 4 exons. The record is from RefSeq and is a predicted model, not a curated record. Lineage: Eukaryota; Metazoa; Arthropoda; Insecta; Diptera; Psychodidae.
UUUGUUGAUGUUCCUUAUGAGAUAAAAGCAUGAUAGGAUUUUGGACAUGAGAUGCGAUGCGAUGAAUCAACAGACAAAUCAACGCAUUUACAGGCGUAAUUGCCAUCAGUGCUAUUGGUUGCACAGGUUUAUCAGUGAUACGCGUAUUCAGGGCAGAAGUUAAUUCGAUGAUCAAUUCUACUCAUUGCGAAUUGAUUAAUUGCCAAUAUAGAACAGGCAAAUUAAUCACAAGCAAUGAUCGGAACGUUGAAAUGGACAGGAAAUGAUUGAUACUUUGUAUUUGACAUUUUCGACAAAUUUCUAGGAUUUUUCCGUGCUAUUUAGAUUUGGAAGAAGAAUGAGUGUGUUUUUGGAAAGAGGCCAAGGAGGAUUUAUCUGGCAUUAAUGGUGGCAAAGAAUGAAAUUUAUGGAAAAGUUUUCACAAUUUUCCACACUCAUAUUCCUUCGUGAGUGCUCCAGGUGUUUUUGGAGCGGCGACUGUGGAGUCUCAAAUGGGUCAGAGAGAAGGUGGAUCACCUGCACAGAUUAGGUCAGCGAGUCUAUUUCCCUUCGGCGAUGCCCUGCUAUCAGCCAACUUUGGGGCUGAGUGACCAGGGAGAGAGUGAAUGGGAAUGAGAGAGAGAGCAAGAGAGCGAACAUAAGAGUGGGACAAGUUCUCACUUGUCGAUUGUGAUAAUAAGAGCGCGAGACUCUUGAGGAGUUUGUCAGUAUUGAGUUGUUUGUUGUGAACGAUAAGUUGAUGUGUUGAUUGAGGAGCUUUGCGCUCAUUCACAGUUUCAUGACUUGUCCUGCAAGUUUCACAACGAAGAACCGCAGGAAGAGGACAAGAAGGAUUGUCGAAUUGAGUGGUGGAUGAAGAUGAGCUGUUGUGUGAAUUACUAGUGUUUCUUUGGACGAAAUAAUACAGUGAAGACAUGCUCUUGACGAGGAGUGUGGUGAGAAAAGUGUGGAAAAGCACCUUCAGUGUGCUCCUCGUGUGUUUGCUGAUGAUCCAGAAGUGUGCUGCUGGCUUCUCCAACUACACAGGCGAUCCCUGCCUGAGCGACAGUGACUGCAGCGAAUAUCGGCAGAUCUGCAACACAGACAUCGGCUUUUGUCAGUGCAACGAGUUCUCCACUCCUUACGAAUAUGCUCCAGGAAAGCAGUUGUGCAUGUUGUGUCCUGGCGAAGGACAGCCUUGCGAGGACAACUGUUGCUAUGGCGAAGACAUCUUCUGCAUUCACGACGUUUGCACGCAGUGCAAGAGGAAGGAAAAUGGGGGAUUCCUGUGUCCGAACGGUGGUCAUCUUAUCUUCGCCACCGCUUCUCAGAUCGCCCUCUCAGCCGCCCUGAUAAUCGGUAUCGCAGCCUUGGCCACGCUGCUCUUCCGGAUGUGCUCAAAGCGAUCACUGGCGGACAGACCGAGAAAUAGAGGAUUGUUGAGUGAGGACGACGCGAGAUUCUCUUCUGAACGCGCAUCGCUGUCCUCAAUUCAAAUCAGAAUCCUGCAACGAUUACGAGAUCGGCCGCCUCGCUACGAAACGCGCCACAACUACAAUUUCCGCUCACAAUCUCAGGACGCCGGCAUCGCGCCACCUUCUUAUGAUUCCACCGCGGCGCCGUCAACAGACACAGAAUUGCCACCAUCCUACACGAUCGCCAUCGGCGCUCCAGCCUUCGAUAAUAGCGGAUUCACCGGUGAAGGUGAAGCUGAGCGAUCCAGGAGCGCCGAUGCGCCAGACAGAAGAGAUCGCAACUCAGAGACGAGCAAAUCGCCAAUACUUGUAGAUGACGACAAAGCAAUACAUAUGUGAUGAAUGUCUUUCGUGUUCUAGCGUAAGUUUUUAAUACCAAAAUUAUUAAAAAGAGAGUGAUUUUUGUUAAGCAAAUGUUUUAUUGCUACGUGGAAGUGUUUUUUUUCUUGUGUGACUUUUUUUCCGCGUAAAAGUAGUGUUGAUAGUUUGUUAUCGAAAUAGAUCAAAAGUGUUUAGUUAUGAACUUCAGAUAUAUAUUUAAAAGGGUAAAAAUUCCAACUAAUAAAACAAACGAUUGAAUCUGCUUCACUGGAAAUACGUUCAAUUGCAAAUUAUGUGCUCAUUCGCGUCAUUUUACCUGAUAGCGUGAACUUCAAAUGGUUCGGAUUUCAGGAAAUACAAUUUCUCAAGCGAUAAAGUCAUAAAUUUUUUUUUCGAGAAGAAACAGUCCCGUUUGCAGUGUCAACAUUUCACAACUUAUCAAGACACGAAAGCGCGCUGUUGUUGGCAAUUGAUAGGAAAUGAGCGAUAGCGAAAGGUCCUUGAGAAGCACGCCCAGAGAAAGAAACCUUGGCAAUUUCUUCACUUUACUGUUUUCAUUUUUUAAUGACGAAUUAUUUACAUGGCGAUGACUUACACUUAAAUCAAUUGUUAAACUUAUCAUUUUUUUUGUAUGUGAUUUUCUUUCUUUUUUUUCUCAUCUCUUCAUCGUCAAAGGAAAUAUUAUACACUCCUACAAUAUUCUAGGGUUUCUUCUUCAUAUGCCAUCAUCAUUAACUUUAACACUAAAUUGUUGUUUCAUUGAUCUUUUAAUCUAGAGAACUUCUUAUAAGAGUUUAUAGUAGUUGUUUCACUUUUCUUCACUUCUUCUUUUUUCCUAUUUUUAAUGUGUAUAGUUAUGCAUUUUUUUCUUCACUUGAAUCAUUAAUAAUAAUUAUUAAAAGUUCUAAUGUAAAUUAGUUACAUGACUCUCUAGAUUUUUUUUUCCUUUUUGUCUCUCACAGAAAAAAAACUAUAAACAUCUCCACAGAUUUUAUCAUUCGGUUUGAGAAUUCAUUCAUGAUUGAUUGGAAUUUUUUUUUCCCUGACGCAAUCUGUGGAGAAAAUUUGGAAGGAGUCACAAUGUUUCUUUUACAUGUUCACAAAAAUUUAGUUGAUUUUUAUCCACAUUUUUUUUUGUUUUGUUUUACUUUCAAAUACCAAUUUUAUUCUUUGUUCUUCAUCAUGUUUUUCUUUCUUUCUGUCUCUUGGUCAUCUACAAAUCUAAAUAGUUUUUUGCCAAUUAUGUUUUCAGAUAAUUUUUCCUUCGAUAUUUUCUCACAUUUUUCUCCCCUACUUUUUUUUGACAGUGUGUGAAAACACAAAAAUAAAUCAAAUUUGACAUUUUCCUUGUCUAUUUUGCCUUUUUUUUCAAAUGAUUAUGAAGUGGUGUAAUUCAAGAGAAAAACAAUCGAGUUUCAAUUAAUUUUCCAAUGUUUUGUGGGUCUGAAAAAAUCUCACAUGGAAGUCGAUGACCUCUUCUUUUCUCCUCUUCGAAGGAUUAAUUCAAAAAAAUACAAAAUAAGAGGGAAAUUAAUGAACAAAAUUAAUGCGAAUGCGAGCGCGAAAUAGAUUAUUGGUUGUUUUCACAUAUCACAGAACAUGUAUGGCAUAAUUACUUAUUUUAUUCUCAUUUUAUUUCCAUUAUCUCUUAAAAGUUUCACUACUUGAUUAAUUGUGUUCAAUUAGUAGCUUUCUGUCGGUAUUUCAGUGGCUUUUUUUUUAUGUCUGCUUCAGUUAUUUCACUUCCUUCACAAAUCAUUCUUUAAAACCUUUUUU